Clunio marinus is the source of this 2453-nucleotide messenger RNA. NCBI's taxonomy places the organism in Eukaryota, Metazoa, Arthropoda, Insecta, Diptera, Chironomidae. The record is from the annotation of a GenBank genome assembly.
ACUUCAGUCAUUUUUUUCACCAAGAGUGGACUUACUAAAAAUUUUCAUCCGAUAGUUUAAUCAAUUUUAGUGUUAAAAUGCACUGAAAGUCUAAAAAAAUAGUUUGAACAGUUACAUAAAGUACGAACCUAGUGAAAUAUAAACAUCAGUGAACUGAUAAGAACAACUAAUAUAAAUAUAAUACUGGCGUGAAGUAGAAGAGUUGUGUUUAUGAAUGUUUCAAAAGUAUCCAAAGGAUUCGUGUUGUAAAAGCAGUUUAUCAUCGUUGAAGUUAUGUAAAAGUGUUUAUCAGACCAAAUAAAAUUGCUGAUUGAAGAAAAGAAAAAGACGAGCAAUGUCUCUAAAUUCGUUAGGUGCCACAAAUGGGCACCCCAGCAGUCGUAUGACGCAUUCGCUUAGCACACCCUCAGGGGUCGAUGGAUCUACCUCGACAAGCCACCAUUCAAGGGGAGGUGGAAAGAAGCUUGCUGUUCGAGUUCAGAUGCUCGACGAUUCAGUUACAAUGUUUCAAGUUCAGGCGAAGGCGUUGGGGAAAGUUUUAUUUGAACAAGUAUGCCGACAGUUGAAUCUUCUCGAAGCUGACUAUUUCGGCUUAGAAUAUCAUGAAAGUUCGACUGGCACAAAAUAUUGGUUGGACUUGGAGAAGCCUUUAAAUCGUCAAGUUGGAUUUUCUCUUGUCGAUCCAAUGCUGAAAUUUUGUGUUAAAUUUUACGCACCCGAUCCGGCACAGCUGGAGGAAGAGUACACGCGAUAUUUGUUUUGUUUGCAAGUCAAAAGGGAUUUGGCGACGGGAAGUCUACAGUGUAAUGAUAACACAGCUGCGCUCAUGGCCAGUUACAUCGUUCAAGCAUCUUGUGGCGAUUAUUCUUAUGAAGACUAUCCCGACCAUACUUACUUGUCUUCAUAUCGUUUCGUUCCACAACAAGAUCACACGAUGCAGCGAAGAAUUAUGGAGAAUCAUAAGAAACAUGUAGGACAAUCACCAGCUGAAGCUGAUUUGAAUCUUCUUGAAACAGCUCGUCGUUGUGAGUUGUAUGGAAUGAAGAUGCAUGCUGCAAAGGAUCACGAAGGUGUUCCACUCAAUUUAGCUGUCGCUCAUAUGGGAAUCGCCGUCUUUCAGGGAAUCACGAGAAUUAAUACGUUCUCUUGGGCUAAAAUUAGGAAAAUUUCAUUCAAGAGAAAGAAACUUUUAAUAAAAUUGCAUCCAGAGGGAUAUGGAUACUAUAAAGAUAUAGUUGAAUUCUUUUUCGAAGGACGUAAUGAAUGCAAGAACUUUUGGAAGAAAUGUGUCGAGAAUCAUGGAUUUUUCCGUUGCCAAGCUGUUCAGAGUAUUCCGCGACGCAAAACUCGCGUCUUAUCGCGAGGAAGUUCGUUCCGAUACAGUGGAAAGACACAAAAACAAAUUAUUGAAUUUGUUCGAGACAAUUACGUUAAGCGACAAACGUUCCAAAGCAGCGGAUUGGGAAGCUCGCAAACAACAGAACCUCGAAUCGAAGAUGCCUUCUCAGAUGAAGAAGGAAGCGGAUAUGGAGAUUCGCCAACCCGGAACUCUUACCCAAUACAGCCGUCCUCAGGUCACGGCAGCACAGGUGGAGACUUAUCCGAUGACGAAGACAUCGGAGCAGCACCUACGUCGCCACAGCGAACAAUUGGAUUCGAGUCACUCUGCAUCACCAACGGCGGCGAUUAUUCACCAACGCAACAUCAACAACAAUGUGCAAGAAGCCGGUCGGGUUCAUGUGCUUCCAGACGAUCGCAACUUAGUCAAUUCCGGUCGGAGCCUCCAUUAUGCCACUAUCCCCAAAUAUACUCAAGCCAACAAUUCAUCCAUCACCCAUUAUCAACGGCCCCAACGCUUGGCGGAUCCCAGCAAUUCUACGGCGGAGACCGAGGCAUCUUCGACCAAUCACGAGAGUAUUGCCCAACACCGGGAUACUUCACGCCGCUACAUCCAAACGGAUCAAUCAACGGGUCACAAUGCCAUGUCAACCCAUUAUAACAGCACGAGUGCUUAUUCGAUGUCUAAUGCGUCCAAUAAGUUCGAUGUUAGCACGGCUACUGACUUAUCGGAUGAUGAUGAUAUCGAUAACAUUAUUUAUUCUGAUAUAAAUGAUUUGCAUAAAUUGCAUCAACAAAAACAAAAUCAACAGCAGCAACAACAAUAUACUCAUACAAUUCAAACACAAACAUCAGGUGAAAUAAAUAAUUACGGACGUGAAGUUGAGGUUGAAGACGAUGAAGAUGAUGACGACAUUCAACCUUACGCAACUCGACUUUCUUUGCAGCAAAUGAGCGUACGUCAGCCGUUGAUAAUUAAUGCUAAUGAUUUAUACGCGACAGUUGAUCGUAAAGCCAAAACUAAAGCAAUUAAGCCAUUACUGACAACUGAUGAUGGUGAACUCGCUCCUUUUCAGACAAACGGUUUGUCAAUGGGCGAUCGAACUAAAGCCGAC